Messenger RNA from Leptopilina boulardi, 1164 nucleotides. RefSeq lists its product as uncharacterized. The record is from RefSeq and is a predicted model, not a curated record. Lineage: Eukaryota; Metazoa; Arthropoda; Insecta; Hymenoptera; Figitidae. The coding region runs from base 1 to 1164 and encodes 387 amino acids. The transcript has a single exon.
AUGGAGACCUGUGAUUUUACUCCGGUUGAUGGAGUUGAGGCAAGGUCACCCCUUGCUUCCAAUCCCCUCACAGAUCCAAUUGUUCAAUCGAAUUCUAUUCUUUUUGAUCAUCCUACUGAAACGUCGUCAGAUCUAGCCAUUUCACAUCUGUCCUCUUCUCAAUCUGAUUCAACAGAUACAAUUGCUUCUGGGCCUGAGUCUCUCAUUGAUGAGUCUCCCAACACCAACUCACCUAAGAACUCUAGUUCUGUCUCUUACGAUCUUAUUUGGAUGAAUGAGGACUUCAAAGAUGACCCUAGGUUUUCCGAGGAGUCUCCUACCCCUUUUACCAUUCUCGUUGAAUCCACUCAAAAUAAAAAAAUCGGUAAAUAUAACCGCAUUGCGUUCGCGGAUUAUUUGGAGUCGAUCGUCAGUGAUCCUCUUCGCACCAUCGUCUCCAACGGUCUUAACCAGCUGCGCAUUACUUCCUCAAGCUGGUCCCUUGCUAAUUCUCUUCUGAACUCCACCCACUUGAGUAGUAGCGGUUAUAGGUCCUUUAUCCCCACAUCAUUGGUCAGUCGUAAGGCGCUGGCUCACGAUGUUGAUCUCGGUCUGUCUCCUCUUGCUAUAAGUGGAAAGCUGGAGGGGGAGGUACGAGAUAAAAUUAUUUCUAUUCGUAGGAAAAUAAAGGACCUCAACGAGGUUUCUGGUAUAGUAGAAUUUUUAUUUUCUGGUGUUACAAUUCCGGACUCUAUCCUCAUCGCCAGAGUCAUAUUCAAGCUUACGCUUAGUGUAACUCCACCUAAGCGUUGUUUCAAAUGCCAACGCUUCAGACACUUCGCAACUCAGUGCAGAGCAACCCACCCCACCUGCGAAUUUUGCUCAGAGCAUCACACUAAAAACAAUUGUCCCAAUCAUAAUAGAUCCUCCCAGUGCUCAAACUGCAUGGGCAAUCACACUGCAGCUUCAAGGGAAUGCCCUUACUUUAAGUAUGAGCUUGCUGUGAUGAGACACAGAUUGGAAUUCAAUGUGGGUUACGAGGAGGCUGAAUCCUGGCUGCUGAAUCAUGGUUUCUCUCGACCUGGUUACCAGGUAGUCUGGGAGGAGCCGAUGACUUCGGCUGCUCAUAAUCAGCCAGCUACUGAGGAUAAGACGGCGGAGAAUGCCGAAAGCAGACCUAUCUAA